AUGGUCGACGAUUCCAGGCCUCCUUCUCCAGAUAAGCCAGAGAGCUCCCCACUGGCGGGUGUGUCUCUUCUGUCCCAACCGAACUCCGAAGCGCAAGGCCAGCUCACCGCAGCUGUAGACGAUCUGCUUAAUGAACUCCAAACCAAAUUCGAUAAGGUCUCUACGGAGAUGUUCGGGAAACUGGAUGAUAUGACCAAGCGUCUAGAUGAGCUAGAAGCAUCUCUAACUGCCUCUGUGGGGGCCGGCGCCCCGAGUCCGGCAAAAUAA
Molecule: messenger RNA, 267 nt
Organism: Penicillium digitatum Pd1
Lineage: Eukaryota; Fungi; Ascomycota; Eurotiomycetes; Eurotiales; Aspergillaceae
Product: heat shock factor-binding 1 family protein
Molecular function (GO): transcription corepressor activity
Source: RefSeq, a predicted model, not a curated record